This is a messenger RNA of Gossypium raimondii (Peruvian cotton), 1043 nucleotides long. RefSeq names its product classical arabinogalactan protein 9. The record is from RefSeq and is a predicted model, not a curated record. Gene Ontology annotation, cellular component: plasma membrane. Lineage: Eukaryota; Viridiplantae; Streptophyta; Magnoliopsida; Malvales; Malvaceae. The transcript has 2 exons. The coding region runs from base 98 to 784 and encodes 228 amino acids.
UCAUACUUGCUAUUCUUCUCCCUCUUUUGCUUGCGCGGCUGGGCGUAGUUUAAGCGGAGAGGGUGUGCAGGAUUAAAGGGUCACCAUUGUUUCCAACAUGAUGCUUAAUAACAAGUUUUUGUUCUUAUCAGCUUUGUUUUGCAUUGCUGUAGCUGGCGCUUUAGGCCAAGCUCCUCCUACUCCUAGUAAUCCUCCGACAUCCACGCCGGUGCCGCCGACCCCACCCGCUUCCACACCUCCGCCUACUACUCAACCACCUCCAACACCCACAACUACUUCUCCGCCACCAGCUUCCACUCCUCCUCCUACAUCAUCACCACCUCCAGUGACAGCUUCUCCACCACCAGUUUCCACUCCUCCUCCAGCGACUCCCCCGCCCGUUAGCUCCCCACCACCAGCUUCUCCUCCACCGGCUACUCCUCCCCCAGCUACCCCACCUCCCGCAACUCCCCCACCGGCUUCUCCACCUCAGGCUACCCCACCACCUGCUUCUCCCCCUCCUGCUACUCCUCCUCCAGCUACCCCACCACCAGCUCCUUUGGCUUCUCCUCCUGCCACGGUUCCAGCUCCGGCCCCUAGCAAGACCAAAGCUAAGUCUCCAGCGCUAUCACCUUCGGCCUCCAGCCCACCGUCCCCAUCAACUGAGGCCCCUACUCCCAGCCUCGGCGCUUCUUCACCAGGCCCUGCUGGAACCGAUACGAGUGGAGUAGAGAAAACAUGGUCCAUAAGAAAGAUGGUGUGGAGCUUGGUGAUUGGAUGGGGUGUCCUCACUUUAAUGCUUUAAACCAAGAAGUCUUUUCUCCACCAUUUGCGUCUUUAGCUAUGGUUUUUGUUUUCAGUGUUUUAAUUUCCAUUAUAUAUUGUUACUGGCUUAAGUCUCUUUGAUGGGGCUUUUUACUAUGCAUAUUUCAGCUUACAUUUAUUUAUAUAUAUUUGUAUUCUUUGGGAGAUUUUUUUUGAGGGGAGCUUUUAUAUUUUUCAUUUGUAUUGGAGGGAGUUUUAUUGUUUCUUUUUGUAUGGGAUUUUAUGUUGGUGGCUGCCUA